Messenger RNA from Neoarius graeffei (lesser salmon catfish), 1169 nucleotides. It is a transcript of the gene gpbar1, whose product is annotated as G protein-coupled bile acid receptor 1. Bases 126 to 1169 code for a protein of 347 amino acids. Gene Ontology annotation, cellular component: membrane. Gene Ontology annotation, biological process: G protein-coupled receptor signaling pathway. The transcript has 2 exons. Lineage: Eukaryota; Metazoa; Chordata; Actinopteri; Siluriformes; Ariidae. The record is from RefSeq and is a predicted model, not a curated record. Gene Ontology annotation, molecular function: G protein-coupled bile acid receptor activity.
ACAUGGGAUUAGACGGGGAGGACAGAACCAUAUGGGACUCUAACCUAUCUGAUUAACAGCUUUUUCUUUAUGUGAUUUAAUAUGAAGGCUACAUAGAACGAGGGUGAGACGCACUGAGCACCACGAUGGACUCCAUGGACCAGAGUGAUCAGGAGAAGCUUAUCAUUUCCAUCACCCUGCCACUGUCCACCAUCAUCAUCUUCACCAACCUGAUCAUCAUCAUGGGUAUUGCCUGCAACAGACAGCUCCAUGACAUGCCCAAUUACCUCUUCCUGAGCCUGCUGGUGGCAGAUCUUUGCACGGGCCUUGCUCUGCCCUUCAUCCCUUGCAUGGGUCUCAAUCGAUCGCUGGGCUUUUGGUCCUGCCUGCUCGUACACAUCUUCCCCAAUUUCCUCUUCCUGUCCUUCCUCUUCAACCUGGUCAUGGUGCACUAUGAGCGGUAUCUGUGUAUAGUCCAUCCGCUGCACUACAGACAGUUUUGGGUGCACCGCUGCUUUCCGGCUGCACUUUUAGCCGCAUGGAUUCUUCCUCUCCUCUAUGCUAGUUUACCCGCCUUUGGAUGGAACAACUGGACAGAGAAACAACUUAACCUUAGCUUGGAUGCUAAUAUGUCUAUUGUUAAUGUGUGUGAAAGUGAACCAGCUAGAAGUGGACUUAACUGUUCAGGAAGGACAUUUGAUGAUGAGGAUUAUUGUUCCUACAAACAGAUUUUUCCCAAACCCUUUAUCUACUUGGAAGUCUACGGGCUGCUCCUACCUGCCAUCCUCUCCAUCGUGGUCAUGACAGGCCGAGUUCUCUGGAUUAUUCGAAAGCAAUUGCGUGACAUUUGUAAGCUUAAUCGAUCUGUGGAGCGCAGUGCAACCUCAGAAUACGAACAUCGCCUCAAUCUGCGCUAUGCAAAAUGUGUCACUGCCAUCUCACUCACCUUCCUGGUCUGCUGGGUGCCCUACAUCGUUUACCUGCAUGUUUCUGUCAUGUUACUUCAAAAAGGUGCGAAGAGAAGCUCCUCCUUCAAUAUCAUCCUCUCGUGCACUGGAAUCGGCAGCAUGGCUAUCAUACCCAUCAUACUCAGUCUCUCCAACAGGCAGUACACAGAGCCAGUAUGCAAUAUGCUGAUGAAAAUCAGGACUCGCUGUGCUGGAAUACAGGAUUUAGGAGAUUCUCCCUGA